Messenger RNA from Fusarium keratoplasticum, 1449 nucleotides. Its product is annotated as Aa-trans domain-containing protein. Gene Ontology annotation, biological process: amino acid transmembrane transport. The transcript has a single exon. Gene Ontology annotation, cellular component: vacuolar membrane. The record is from RefSeq and is a predicted model, not a curated record. Lineage: Eukaryota; Fungi; Ascomycota; Sordariomycetes; Hypocreales; Nectriaceae. Bases 1 to 1449 code for a protein of 482 amino acids. Gene Ontology annotation, molecular function: amino acid transmembrane transporter activity.
AUGGAAUCCAAGGAAAUCCACACUAUCAAGGGCAACCAGCCUGACUCUGGCUCUGAUAGUGAAGCCAUCAAGACCGAGCUGAAUGCUCAAGGCUCUCAAGACUUCAAGACCGUUCCUCCUGAGUCUGAUGACAAUGCCAACAUUUACUCCCAGGGAGGCAAAAACUUUCGCACUCUCAAGCGAUGGGACACCAUCUUCAUCCUCUUUGCCAAUCAGAUCGGCCUCGGUAUCCUUUCGCUUCCUUCCACCCUCAUGACACUCGGAAUCGUCCCUGGUCUCAUCGCCCUUAUCGGAAUUGGUGUCCUAUCUUGGUACACAGCAUACGAGCUUCUACAAUACUAUCGACUUCACCCACAAGUGGUCAAUGUUGUUGAGAUGACGAGAUUCGUUGGCGGACCCUGGCUUGAAGGAGUCGCUGGUGUCAUGAUGAUGAUUCAGGUCAUCUUUGUUGCCGCUUCAGCCAUUGUCACGCUCUCUAUCGCACUCAACACCAUCAGCAGUCAUGCCACCUGUACUGUUGUUUUUAUCUUUGUGGCUUGCGCAGCUUGCUUCCUCUUGUGCUUGCCUCGCACCACCAAAUUUGUCUCCCACCUAGGAGUUCCCAACGCUGUCAGUGUUUUGGCUGCUUCUAUCCUGGUCAUGAUCAGCCUGGGUAUCAAGGGCCCUCGACAGGUUGACUCAAUCGACGACUGGCACAGGGAUAUCGUGGUUAUCGGACACCCAAGCUUCCGAGAUGGUCUCAAUGCUUGUCUCAAGAUUGUCUUUGCUUAUGCUGCCAACCUUUCAUUCGUCGGCUACAUGGCUGAGAUGAAGGAUCCCAUCAAGGACUUCAAGUUCUGUCUCGCAUUCCUCGAGGGUAGCUGCAUUACUUUGUACUCUGCCUUUGCCAUCAUCUUUUACUGCCUUGGUGCUGAGUAUACCACCUCUCCUAUCCUUGGUGCCACGUCUAGCACUCCUGCCAAGGCGGCCUACGGUGUGGUUCUCCCUGCCAUCUACUCGACUGGUCUGGCUUAUGGUCACAUUGGUGCCAAAUACAUCUUUGUCAACGUCAUGAGAUGGAUGGGCGCAGUCCAUGAGGUCACUUCCGAUACUGUCAGGUCCUGGUCUGUCUGGCUCGCCUCUGUUGUUGGCUUCUGGAUCAUUGUCUUUAUCCUGUCCAACGCCAUCCCAAUUUUUGAUUCUAUCCUUUCAAUUACUUCGGCAACUACUAUUUCUUGGUUCACCUACGGUUUCAGUGCCGUGUUUUGGUUCCACAUGAAUUGGAACAAUCUUUUCCGCGACUGGAAGAAGAUCUGUCUUACCCUUCUCAACGCCUUCCUUAUCAUCAUCUCGCUCUUCAUGAACGCAGCUGGGCUGUGGGCCUCUAUUACGGAGCUUUUGGACCUUUUCAAUGCCGAUGACAGCUCGAUCCGGGGUGUGUUUUCUUGUGGUAGCAACGCUCAGUUUUAG